CAAUCAGUUCAGUUCGUUGUUGUCCAAUUCGUAGUUUCUUAUUCUCAAUACGAUUGUCUGCCUGCAAUUAACCACUGAGUCUUUGUUUCGAAAAAACGGUUUUAAUGCGACGCUUUGCUUUUAAUUGCAGCAAUUUGUAAUUAUGCAGCCUCAUUGUUCGUCGUGAUUUUUAAUGUGUAUAUUCAGAGUCAAAUGCAUACAUACUAUGCAUCCAUAUAUACAUGUUCGAGUGCUAAAUAAAUUAUUGGAGUUUUAUUGUGGUUAUAAAGUAAAGUUUCUAUAAAGAAUAUUAUCGCCUCUUAAAUGCCACGCAACAGUGAAUAUUUAUAAAUAAACAUGURUGUAGUGCAAUCGCAUUUGGCAAAAGCGAAUAAUUAGUAAAAAAGUUGUACACAAUUUGUAGUUGAAUAAAGAAAACACAGAACGUUUGCAAAAAAUAUUAUCGCUCGCUAUUUUUUAAAAAUAUCGCAUGCGACAAUGGGCAUACUAAUGAUUGCAAAUGACAACAAUACUUCUCCCACAACGCCUCAAACUUCGCCCAGUGAUCAUCAUUCCCCGCAAACGCAAUUUCAUAGCCCAUUGACACGCCAAGCGUACAGCAGCCACCUGCCUUUUGGUCAGACAACUGUGUUAGAACAACAACAACAACAACAACUCUCCACAAAAAUGUAUCACUCCAGCGCCGGUUACCCGGAUCUGACGGGUGGUGCGGCUGGCAACGGCGGCUAUCAUCAUCAARCAGCUAUGAAUGCGCCCGUCUAUGUGCCCUCGAACCGCGCGCUCACACAGAGCCAGUACAAUCAUGUGGCUACACAUUUUGGCACGGCCGCUGCACAAAACGCCUGGACAACAGACAGUUUUGGCACAGCGCAUGCGCAACUGCCGGCACAAUUUUAUACGAUGGGCUCUUGGCGUGCUGCCUACGAUCCGACCGGCUUUCAGCGUUCGUCACCCUAUGAGAAUGCGAUUGAUUUUCAGUUUGGUGAGGGACGCGAAUGUGUAAAUUGCGGCGCGAUUAGUACACCGCUAUGGCGACGUGACGGCACCGGUCACUAUCUGUGCAACGCUUGCGGUCUCUAUCAUAAAAUGAACGGCAUGAAUAGACCGCUUAUCAAGCCGAGCAAGCGACUGAUUUUAUCCUUGCAGACGGCAACUCGACGGCUGGGCUUGUGCUGUACGAAUUGCGGCACACGCACCACAACGCUUUGGCGCCGCAACAAUGAAGGCGAACCAGUGUGUAAUGCCUGUGGCCUUUACUUCAAGUUGCACGGUGUCAAUCGACCACUAGCAAUGCGAAAGGAUGGCAUACAGACACGCAAACGAAAGCCGAAAAAGUCAAAUAGCUCGACGGAUGGAGCGAAAGAUAGCAAAGAAGAUGAUUUGAAAACUUCGCUCGCCUUAGAGCGCCACAGUUUGCCCUCAUCGRUGGCGCUCUCUGCCAAACUGCAGUCCGAUAUGGCACUUAAAGGCAACAACAGUCUCAACAACACAAUUAGCAGUAUGAAUAGCAGCAACUCCUUGCAUAACAUCAGUCUGAAUGCCAUCAACAGUUCGCCAUCCUCCAGCGGUUCAUUGCACAAUCCGCUUAGCCAUCACAUGCAUUUGCCCUCAGCAGCCGCACAACAGUCCCGCCAUUCAACCAUUUCACACACACACUCACAUGCGCUCUCCUCCACCAGCAAUACACCCACCGUACACUCAGCCAGCACUGCGUCAUCUCUAAGCGCGCACAUGUAUUCGCCGCAAAGUAACGCGAGUGCUGCGCAACUGUCCAGCACAAGUUUCGGCUCACACGUUAUCUCCAAGUAUGAGCACCUGCUUUCGUCUAGCGGCAGCGCUAGUGGCGCGGCUGGUGUCAACAGCAGCAUUGGAAAUCUCAACAAUUCCUCCACUAGCGCUGUCUCGCUAUCCAAUGGCAUUGCYACCAGCACGCCCAGCCCGAAUUAUCAUCACUCAGCCGCGGCGGCGGCGCAUCUGCAUCACCACCAUCAUCAUCACCACCCAACCGCGUCGGCGGCGCAUCAUGCCGCGUCACAUCAUSCGGGUACACAUCAYUCGGCGGCCGCAUUGGGCCAACACAGCGGCAGCUCACAYAUCAGUUCGGCUGAUGGUAAURCGGCUGUUGGCGGUUACAGCGUCAAAUCGGAAGCCAAUGCCAGCAAUUAUGAUUAUGUGAGUAACUGCUACUUUGGUGGUUCUUUUCCGCCAUUGAGCGCCUCCAGCGCUGCGUCGGCUGCCGGCGGCGGCAUGAGCAUGGGCAUGGGUAUGGGCGUGGGCAUGGGUGUUGGCAUGCAUGGGAUGCACGGCUCAACGGGCGAACUGGCGAGCUACCACCAUCAUCAGCACAAUGUCAUACAGGCGGCCAAGUUAAUGGCCACAUCGUAAAUGUAUGUAUAUGGGAUGUGUAUGUGGAAUGUAUGGUUUCUCAACAGCGUGGACUUUACGCGUCCUCAGUAGGAGAUCUGGCAAGUUUCAUGUAAUGUAUUGUUUGCA
Messenger RNA from Bactrocera latifrons, 2493 nucleotides. RefSeq names its product GATA-binding factor A. Gene Ontology annotation, biological process: negative regulation of transcription by RNA polymerase II; cell fate commitment; positive regulation of transcription by RNA polymerase II. The transcript is spliced from 4 exons. The record is from RefSeq and is a predicted model, not a curated record. Gene Ontology annotation, molecular function: zinc ion binding; DNA-binding transcription factor activity, RNA polymerase II-specific; RNA polymerase II cis-regulatory region sequence-specific DNA binding. Bases 478 to 2385 code for a protein of 635 amino acids. NCBI's taxonomy places the organism in Eukaryota, Metazoa, Arthropoda, Insecta, Diptera, Tephritidae.